AUUCCCGUGUCUGUUAUAGUCGGAGGAUCUGAACAAGGAGGUGGCUGCCAGCACAGAAGUUAUCCAAACAUCAAGGACAGAAAUUACUGAUCUGCGUCGAACAAUGCAGGGCCUGGAGAUCGAGCUGCAGUCCCAACUCAGCAUGAAAGGGUCACUUGAAGGCACGUUGGCUGAGACAGAGGGACGGUAUUCCAUGCAGUUGCAAAGCCUACAGUGCCAAGUGACGGGGCUGGAGCAACAGCUAAUGCAAAUGCGUGCUGACACGGAACGCCAGGGCCAAGAAUACCAAAUGUUGCUCGACAUCAAGCAACGUCUGGAGAUGGAGAUCGCAGAAUACAGAAGGCUGUUGGACGGAGAGGGCGCCAGUUCCAUCAGUUCAGGGUCUAGCAGCAGCACCUCGGCCAAGAUGAUCGUUGUCACAGAGGAAUAUGUGAACGGCCAGUUGGUGUCCAAAUCCUGAUCUGUCUCGCGCAGAAAGAGCAACACAUUGGGCCACGCCUGAGGACCACCAUCAUAAACCAUGAUCACAACACAUUCUUUGCAUCGGCAUGUGAAUGCAAUAAAAGGCUGCCAGUUUGCUGACUAAAA
Notothenia coriiceps (black rockcod) is the source of this 588-nucleotide messenger RNA. Its product is annotated as keratin, type I cytoskeletal 13-like. Gene Ontology annotation, cellular component: cytoskeleton. The transcript is spliced from 3 exons. The record is from RefSeq and is a predicted model, not a curated record. NCBI's taxonomy places the organism in Eukaryota, Metazoa, Chordata, Actinopteri, Perciformes, Nototheniidae. Gene Ontology annotation, molecular function: structural molecule activity. The coding region runs from base 104 to 460 and encodes 118 amino acids.